AUGCUUGGCGCAGCGCACCACCAAAACUACGCUUUGCAGUGCGGCUGCUGGAGCAAGACCUGCCACUGGAGCUGCAAGGGCUUGGGAAGUGCGGUCGGAUUGGGCUUCCUGAGCACGAGCCGGCGGUCAGGUGAACGCCGUCAUCAGCCCCGUCAUCCAUCAGCUGGGAGCUGUAGUUGUGAUGCUCUCCAGGAUGUGCAGCGAGCUGCGCGUGCUGCCGAGCGGGAAGCGGCGCCGCCCAAGCCGCCCAGCGGGAGGCGGCCGCGGAAGGGCCAAGAGCUCAGGACCGGCGCCCCUUGUGAGCAGGGCCUUCAGGUGGGCUUUGGCGCCUUGCGGCGCGGCAUUGACCUCGAGCUGGAAAGUGACGGCGGAGUGGGCGGGGAGUACAUGGGGUGUUGCCUGCAGGAAAAGGACGGCAACUUUUGUGCCUUUCUCCCUUGGCUGGGCACGCUGGGUGACGCUUCUGAAUCAAGAGCUAGCCACGACUAUGCCUAA
This is a messenger RNA of Effrenium voratum, 495 nucleotides long. The record is from the annotation of a GenBank genome assembly. NCBI's taxonomy places the organism in Eukaryota, Dinophyceae, Suessiales, Symbiodiniaceae.